AUGUUACACAAUUUUACCGAUCAACAGAUUACAGAAUUUAAAGACGCUUUUUCAUUAUUUGACCAAAACGGAGAUGGGGGCAUCUCAAUUUUGGAAUUAUCUACAGUUAUGAGAUCCUUAGGACAGAAUCCAACAGAAACUGAGCUUCAAGAUAUGAUAAACGAAAUAGACACAGACGAGAAUGGAAUUAUAGAUUUUACCGAGUUUUUGGGUCUUAUGGCUAAACAAAUGAAAGGACAAGACUCAAAAGGUGAACUUUUGGAAGCUUUUAAAAUAUUUGAUAGGGAUGGAAACGGUCUAAUAAGUGCUUCAGAACUAAGAUAUGCUAUGACUAAUCUUGGAGAAAAAUUAACUGAUGAAGAAGUAAAUGAUCUGCUUAAAGAAGCUGACUUAGAUGGGGAUGGACAAAUAAAUUUUGAUGAAUUUGUAAGAAUGCUUGGCCAAGCACAAAUAGGACCUCGGGACCCCCACCCCCCCACCCCAUAUACAUAGCUUUUUGUAGAAUAUUAAUAGUUUAAGCCUAAGUGAAGGAAACUAAAGUUUUAUACUCUAAACUAUAGCUCAUACCCCUUUAUAGAUCCCUUUAUCGUGCAAAGUGUACUUGACUAUUGAAAGACCAAAACAGACUCUCUCAAAGAGAUGAGCUCAAUCUCUAUAUCAGAAAGUUCUAAAAAGUGGCAUACCAAAAAAAUAGUGGCAAGUGCGAAAAAAGUUGGUAAGCAAAAUACGAUUAGACUUAAGAUAAUUAAUUAUCAUCUCUUUCGUUAAAUUGAUUUAAUAAAAUAAUAUCUACAUGUAGAUUUGACUAUGGAUUAUCUUUGGAUUUACAUAAGUCAAGAUUCUACUGGAGUUUUUGAUUGAUAUGCUUACUGGAGUUAUAGCACUUGGAGAUCUAUACAACCGUUUACUCAAGAAGUUCCUCCUUUGCAUUCUCAAUUUAAAAGUUCAGGUGCAAUUUCUUCCAUACUGGACUCUAUCUUUAUAAUCGCUUAAAUUGAAACAAAAUUCAAUUUUAUAAUAAAAAUUUUAUAGAUAAAAAUCAUAAUUUUUAUGUAAAAAGUUUCGGUAUAAGUUAAUGUUUCUUCUUAACUAAAAUUAAAAAUUUAGUUAUAUCUUGCUCUUUUUAAAGAAAAGAACAUAAAGAGCUUUUUAUUUAAAUACAUUUAUUAUCUUUAAUUGCUAUAUUUUUUAAAAAUUUAAUUUUAUUUUUAAAAAUUUUUCAACAAAAAAAAUAUAAUUUAUUGCAUUUAUUUCUUAUCAUGCAUAUGAUGUUAUUUGAAUUUAUUAUUUAGAAACCAAAUAUACGUUUCAAAACGCAGAUUUUAGUGCGCCAAAUUAAUAAUUUAAAUUUCAUAUAAAAAUAGUGUGUAUAACUGCCAUAAGAAAUUAAGCCAAGGGAUUAUAUUUUUUUUAUUUAUAUAAUUUUGAUAAAAAAUUUAAUGCGAAUUCUUUACAAAAAUUGAAAAUUUACUUUAUUUCUUGCUUUAUUUUAGCAAAAGAGUAUAAAUAGUCACUUAAUUAAACAAAAUUAACACUUUGAUCGAUAAAUUUUCUAGAAAUUUAUUAAUCUAAUUCGACACAUUUUUUAAUUUUUUUUUAUAAGAAUUUUAUAUUGAUUUUUUUUAUAAGAAUUUUAUAUUGAUUUUUUUUAUAAAAAAUUUUCUUAACCCUUCUUUUAAAUUGGAACAAAUAUUUGGUCCAAUUUAAAGGGAGGGAGUUAAAUCAAAAUCCUACUGGAGUUUUUGCACGAUAUGCUUACUGGAGUUAUAGCACUUGGAGAUCUAUACAACCGUUUACUCGGGAAGUUCCCCAUUUGCAUUUUCACUUUUGACAAUUUAUUUCAUAAUGGACUCCAUCUUUAUAAUCACUUAAGUCAGGAUCCUACUAGAGUUUUUGAUUGAUAUGCUUACUGGGGUUAUAGCACUUGAAGAUCUAUACAACCGUUUACUCGGGAAGUUCCCCACUUGCAUUUUUAAACUCAUUUCUAUAAAUUUAUCUCAAGCACUUUUUACAUAAACAAAUAACCAAAAAUAUUAAAUCUAUUAAAAUUUAUAUGUAGCAUUUAUUAUUAUAAUUAUCAUUAAUUAAGGCCUGAAAAAUAAGAUUUUUAAUUAUUAAUCAAUUCCAGUCUAAUUGGGUAUGUUAAGUUUUAAAUUAUUUUAUUAAUAAAGCCAUUUUAAAAAUUUGCGUGUUUGCUUACCAACUUUUUUCACACUUGCCACUAUUUUUUGGCAUGCCACUUUUUAGAACUUUCUGAUAUAGAGAUUGAGCUCAUCUCUUUGAGAGAGUCUGUUUUGGGUCUUUCAAUAGUCAAGUACACUUUGCUCGAUAAAGGGAUCUAUAAAGGGGUAUGAGCUAUAGUUUAGAGUAUAAAACUUUAGUUCCUUCACUUAGGCUUAAACUAUUAAAUAUUCUACAAAAAGCUAUGUAUAUGGGGUGGGGGUGGGGGUGGGGGUGGGGGUGGGGUGGGGGGGGGGGGGUGGGGGUGGGGGUGGGGGGUGGGGGUGGGGGUGGGGGUGGGGGUGGGGGUGGGGGUGGGGGUGGGGGUGGGGGUGGGGGUGGGGGUGGGGGGUGGGGGUGGGGAUGGGGGUGGGGGUGGGGGUGGGGGUGGGGGUGGGGGUGGGGGUGGGGGUGGGGGUGGGGGUGGGGGUGGGGGUGGGGGUGGGGGUGGGGGUGGGGGUGGGGGGGUGGGGGGGGUGGGGGUCCCGAGGUCCUAUUUGUGCUGGACCAAAUGCUUACCGCAAAUUAA
This is a messenger RNA of Blepharisma stoltei, 2749 nucleotides long. Lineage: Eukaryota; Ciliophora; Heterotrichea; Heterotrichida; Blepharismidae. The record is from the annotation of a GenBank genome assembly.